Molecule: messenger RNA, 10068 nt
Organism: Neolamprologus brichardi
Lineage: Eukaryota; Metazoa; Chordata; Actinopteri; Cichliformes; Cichlidae
Gene: wnk2
Product: WNK lysine deficient protein kinase 2
Biological process (GO): protein phosphorylation
Molecular function (GO): protein serine/threonine kinase activity; ATP binding
Source: RefSeq, a predicted model, not a curated record
AUGAGUCUGCUGUUAAGACAGGGUCCGGUGCGUGUUAUCCGGUAACCCACAGCGUGCCUCUUGGUUGGUAGGCUUUCAGUCAUCUUCCCAUUGGCGGCUUAGCGCGUCACGAUGAGGGCGGACAGCGGUGUGGACCACACAGCCUGUGUCCGGGGAGGGUAAAGGUGCCGCCUAAAAGCGUGCCGAGUUAUUGGAUACGUGUUGUUGCUAGGGGCGUGGGUUGCCGUGAAAUGUUCUAGUUUCCCCAAACCUGAAAGAGAUGAAAUUGAAGAAGAAAACAGUAUUAUCAGCUGGAACGACAGAUGCGCUGAGAGCUGGGUGCUCCGACGACGUGGGGCAAGCUGUGCCGCAGUGAGCAUAAUCUGAUAAGCGCUUGUGUCCAUCCUGCACUCGGCUUCAGGACGACGCAGGAGAGGAAAAAGUAUGUGCGGAGUGUGAGGAUAGAUGAAAUUAUGCUGAGGUCACACUUCUCGGAGCUGAUUCACACUUUCACCCGGAACACCUGCUGUAUAUUUGCAUCCACCGGAGUCCGUCUCGAUGACUGCCGCGCACUUGCUUGUCCCGUGAUGUGUCUUUGGAGGAGCCGGUGCGUGCCACGGUCUAAACAUCCGCGCCUGUCCACUGUAGGCCUAUAGAACAGCUAUUUGUCUGCGGAACAAAUCACAGUUUUAUAGUAGGCGCAGGAUCUUAUGCAAUGUGGUCGAAACGGAUUUUGUGAGCUCAUAGGUUAAACUGACAGCGACAUCAGGCUUAGGUCGCCUUGCUCUGUGCUGUACUGCAGCAAGGUGGACCACCGGGGCGUGAGGUGGCAAGGAGCAAUGCACGCAUCCUCCCCGCUGGACAUUUUUUGGGGGAUGUUUUGUGUCCCGAACAAACAAAAAACAUAAGGCCAUACACCCUGAACUGGCGAACUGCGUCACCGUGUUGGAGUGUUGCAGGUAAGCAGCGAACUCUUCCACCGCUACGAGAGAGCGGCUCAUCAUCCUCCAGAAACAAUGUCGCCGGUGAGUGUUUAACAGCAUAACCGGGAUGGAUUCGGUGGAUUCAAGCAAAGAUCCGCCACUGGGAUCCACGUUUUCCUCAGCACCUAAUCUGGACUCGGACAUUAAUGCAAAUGCUUGCAGGCCUGUGUAUGAGAAUGGUACAGACCACAAUGUCAACAUACAAAACACAGCCCUGCGUGGAGCAAGUGACCCCAGCUCAUACCCCUCCACAGACUACCAGGUGCCGGUCCGCCACAGGUUUAUUCGGCGGAGCCAGUGGUUGUCAGACUCCGAAGAGCCGCCGGUGGACACACCGGAGUUCGUCAACAGCAGCCCGGCACUCAACAUCGACCUGCGAACCAUCGUUGACAGGAGUCGGGCGCGGGUUCUGCACGCGACCCGCCUCCAGGAGACCUCGAGCACGGAGAGCCAGGUGGACCUGAAAGACAUGGCCACAGAGAGCGUGAACGCGGACGAGGAGAAGGGAGGCAGGAGCGAAAGCGAGCCCAAGGCAGAGGUCGUGCCCUCCGAUGUCACAGGUAAAGCAGGAAGUGACGAAAACGAAGAGGAGCCCGGAAUGAAGGCUGUGGCCACCUCGCCUGGAGGGCGCUUCCUCAAGUUUGACAUCGAGCUGGGGAGAGGGUCUUUCAAAACUGUCUAUAAAGGUCUCGACACCGACACCUGGGUCGAAGUGGCCUGGUGUGAGCUUCAGGAACGGAAACUGUCCAAAGCAGAGAGACAGAGAUUCAAAGAGGAAGCAGAAAUGCUAAAGGCUCUCCAGCAUCCCAACAUUGUGCGAUUUUAUGACUUCUGGGAAUCACCCGUCAAAGGGAAAAAGUGUAUUGUUUUGGUGACAGAGCUGAUGACCUCAGGAACACUAAAAACGUAUCUGAAGCGCUUUAAGGUCAUGAAGCCUAAAGUUCUUAGAAGCUGGUGCAGACAAAUUCUCAAAGGCCUCCACUUCCUCCACACUAGAACUCCUCCGAUCAUCCACAGAGACCUUAAGUGUGACAACAUCUUCAUCACUGGUCCUACGGGCUCUGUCAAAAUCGGAGACCUGGGCUUGGCGACUCUAAAGAGAGCCUCUUUUGCUAAAAGUGUUAUUGGCACUCCAGAGUUCAUGGCUCCAGAGAUGUAUGAGGAGCACUAUGACGAGGCCGUGGAUGUCUACGCCUUUGGGAUGUGUAUGCUGGAGAUGGCAACAUCUGAAUAUCCCUACUCUGAAUGUCAAAAUGCUGCUCAGAUCUACCGCAAAGUGACCAGCGGGGUGAAACCUGCGAGCUACAGCAAAGUCCGCGACCCAGAAAUUAAGGAAAUAAUCGGGGAGUGCAUCUGUCACAGAUGGGAAGAAAGGUACUCCAUCAAGGACCUCCUGAAUCACGCCUUCUUUGCAGAGGACACGGGUGUGAGGGUGGAGCUCAAUGAAGAAGAUGAUGGGAAAAAAGCAUCCAUCGCUCUAAAGCUGUGGGUCGAAGAUCCUAAAAAACUGAAAGGAAAAUACAAAGACACUGGUGCCAUUGAGUUUACCUUUGAUUUGGUCCAUGAGGUCCCAGAAGUUGUUGCCCAAGAAAUGGUGGAUUCAGGUUUCUUUCUGGAUUGUGAUGUGAAGAUCGUUGGGAAGUCCAUCAGAGAUCGUGUAGCUCUAAUCAAAUGGAGGAGGGAGCGGACUGUCUCACCAAAUGGAAACAGCGAGACACCCGUGAAGAAAACUCAGCAGAACCUCCUGCAGGUUCCCAGUACAGGGAUGCCACAGGGAGCUGCAUUAGCUACUACAGAUUAUGAAGACCAAGAGUCAGAGCAGCAGACUCUGAUCUGCACCGUCCCCGCUGCCACAUCUACCACAUCUGACAGUGGCGUGAGCUCCACAAUGCAAUUAGAUGAGCUAAACAAUCAGCAGAAUGGCCCCUACCCAACGCUUCAAGAACCUGUUACCACAACUCAGAUUAUCUACAGUCCUCCUGCACAGACUGACCCUCAGCUGCACCAGGGGCCUUACCAGCAGUCCACUGCACAGUCCGUGCAGUUACACCAAGGAGCGUACCAGCAAACCGCAGGCCAGCUGCACCCUGGGACCUUUCAACAACCUGCAUCACAACUGCACCAGGGGCCUUAUCAGUGUCAAACAACAGUUCCUGCUCCAGCUACGCCAGCCACUGCUGCUAACCAGAGCAGACAGUGCUUUCCAGCUGCAGGCCCAACUCUACAGACACAGAACACUGCCCAGCCCAACCAGGAGCAGCUGUUAUCUGCAGAGCAGCCUGCUUCCCACCUGAGUCAUCCUGACACCGCUACCAGUUUUCCACAGUUAGUCUCCAGUGCUCCUUCCCCACUUCUACCCCUGCAGAUCAGCAUGCAGUUUUCCUCACCAUAUGCAGUUAUUCAAACAGGGGGCCACAAGCCUUCCCCCGUCUCCCCAGCUCCUCUGCCAUCUGUCUACAGCAGCAGUGAAUCCACUAUGUCUAGCAGCUAUUACUCACGUUCACCCCACCGUCCCUCUCUGCCUCUGAUUCCUCAUUCUGCCAUGCCAUCUAUGUCUACUCUUGGCACUCCUCUGUCCACACCUCAGCAUGUAGCCAGUGUGGCAUUCCCCCUCCCAUUUUUUGCCAUGUCCAUGUCCUCAGCAGUGCCACAGCAGCAGGGCAGCCCCUCCACAUCUCAACCAAACCUAAGUUUCCAUUCCACCCAUCCCUUACCUCUCUCUCAGGUACAACCCACCCCAUACCCUGCCCCCAAUCCUGAGCACGGUCUGGCUGAGCAGCCUGUCCAGAUACAGUCACUCACUCCUCAUGGCACUCUGGGAGACUUUCAGCAUUUGGGUGCGGUUCACUCAGUUUUGCCUACUGUUCAGACUUCUCUCUGGGGAAGGGGAACAGAUUCAGAAACUAGUGGAGCUGGCCUUGACUUAGCAGGAGCUUCUACAGUCCCAGCCCCAGCGUCAAUCCCAAUCCCAGCUAAAGUUGAUACUCAACCUCCAGCACAAAGUCUGGCUGUAGUGGGAGCACAAAACCAACUUCAAGGCCCAGUAUCAGCUCAGGCCGCAGCUAUGCCUCAAACCACAACCCUUCUUAAAUCCCCCACUUCAAUCCCAAUACAAGUUCCAACAGCAAUUCAAGCUGCAGUCUCAGCCCCGGCUCAACCACUAGUAUCAGCAUCAGGUCCCAUUUUGGAGCAAACAGAAGUCUCCUCUGUGAGCAUACUUUCAUCCAAACCCGAAAUGUCAGUCCCAGGCUUGGUUUCAGGCCCAAACACGGUCACCCUGCCAGCACCAGUUCAGUCUGCAGCUCCUGUUCCCGCUCCAGCUUCUGUCACAACUUCAGUCCCAGCUCCAGUUCUGCAGCCUCCUGGCACCCAGACAACAGUCUCAAUGCCCGAGCGUUCCAGCCUGCCUGCAACUCAGCAAACUGCAGACAUGGCAUGUGCAUCCAGCACCCCUCAACAAGAGCCCUGUGCAGAGGAGGUGCUUCAGGAAAAACCAAUAUCUUUACCCAGUUAUGAAUUUGACAGUCUCAAGUCUGAUAUACCAUCUGGUAAGGAAACAAGUGAUGGCUAUGAAAGCUUUGCUAGUAUGGGAAAGGGAGAUGGGAAACCGAGGAAACAUCACCGCAAGUCUGCCCGCGCCCGUUCCAGGCAGGAAAAGACCAGCAAACCAAAGCUGAGCAUGCUCAAUGUUUGCAACACUGGUGAUAAAAUGGUCGAAUGCCAGCUGGAGACUCACAACCACAAAAUGGUGACAUUUAAAUUUGAUCUGGAUGGAGACGCUCCCGAGGAAAUCGCUACUUACAUGGUAGAGAAUGGCUUCAUCUUGAUGUUAGAGAAGGAAAUCUUUAUUGACCAGCUGAAGGAUAUUGUGGAUAAAGCUGAAGACAUGCUGAAUGAAGACAUGGAGGGUGAAAGGGACACAGCUUUGAGUUGCAGUCCUUUACAAGUCCAGCCAUUUGAAGCGUUAGUAGGAGAGAGUCAGCAGCCUGGAGGAUCUCAACCAGUCUAUCAGCAAAAUGUUCUUCAUACAGGGAAGAGAUGGUUCAUAAUCUGCCCCGUAGAGGAGAUACCCACAUCCAGUCAGGAGACCCCCUCUGACGGGACAACUACGCAGUCACCUGGGAGCUCAGCCACUAUGCACCUUGCUGACAGCACCACUGCAAAGCCCUCCAGAGAAGAGGGUUCAUCUUCCACAAUGUCUGGGGGAAGUGGAGGUUUCUCUUAUGACGUGUAUGGAUUCUGCAGUCCUCCAAUAAUGUCCAACACAGACCCGCUCCUCCUGGCCACCCUGUCACCUCCUGUGUCUGCACCUCCGACUCUCCAGUCAGUGCCAUCAGUGGAGCCAGCAGGCAGUUCAAUGCAACACAGCAUGCAAGCCCAGACAGCCAGAACACAAACAUCAUCCCCGCAUGCUGCUUUCCCUGUGGAAGAUUCACAGGGAUCCCCUCUCGGUUCCAUCUCACCAAUCCAUGCAUCUCAGAAGUUGCCUGAUAUGACAUGCCCGGUUUCUAUUACUGACGACGUGCCCUGCUGCCCUCUGGUCAUGCCCCUCUCUCUCGAUGUGAGCACUUCACAGGUUGGAUCUCCGCUUACUCUUCCGCUCCAGGAGCCAGGAUCAGUCAAAGAGGCACCGGCUGUCUCCUACGCCCCUGCAGCACGGAGCGAGCGACCACAGCAACCUGUGGUGCUGCAUCAGCCUUUUGCCACUGUUGGAGGGACCAAAGUGUCCUCACUACCACAGAGUCCAGCACCAUCCCAGCAUGGUGCAGGCCCCAGUGAGUCCGAUGGUGAAGGAAGACUGGCUCGUAGCGGCUUUGUGGACAGCACCAUUAAAACCCUGGAUGAGAAACUACGGAAUUUGCUCUACCAGGAGUAUGCUCCCAUGUAUCCAUCCGGCAGCGCUGCAGAGACACCAGGGUCUGGCACAGAGUACAUCCAGUCUCCUCCUGGUCCAGACAGCGCAACAGGAGGCUCAGGAAACAGCACCCCAGGGCCAAUAGGGGAGGGACGCUACAGAGGAGGUGAACAGCUGCCUCAAAUUCCAGAGAGAAUGGACAGUUUGAGCGCACUGAGUGAUUCAGCUGUGUGUGCGUCCCUGUCGAGAAGACACGUUCCUCACUCUGCUUCAUGCUCUGGAGCAAGAGGUCGAUUUAAGAUCACUCCUGUUCCCCCUGAAGUGGCCAACAGACGAGAUGUGAAGCAAAGGAGCUGGAGCAGCGCUGCCUCACCGGCGCACCCUGUGGGAUACAUUAGGGACCAUGGUCAGUUUGACGCCAUGGCUACCUCCACCACAAUUGGCCGUUUCUCUGUGGUGAGCACUGAAGAUGACAUUACACAGAGGACACGUUGUAGCCGUUACUCUGCACCGCCUGAUUUCUAUCUGGACACGCCUCCUUCUAACGCCAAGCGGGGCUCUUUACCUCGUGCAAUGACAUCCGUCCCUGUGGACGUCACGGUCCACGCUCGCUUCCUCUCCUCAGAUUCAGGGGCAGAGAGCAGCCCUGCAAAGCUGACUCCUGCCACCCCGUUGCAACACUCCCGCUCUGAGCGCAGAGGAAGUGACCUCAUGAAAAGGGCAGUGGCCUUUCUCCGUCGUUCUGGUCGCAGCAGCAGCGUGCAGAGCUCUGACUCACCGAGCAGGCAUGGUGGGGUGCACGGCUCUGCCUAUGGCAGCAGCGAUAAUGACUCCGAGAUGGAGGAUUCAGACAUAAAGAGAGAACUACAGAGACUCAGGGAGAAACAUCUGAAGGAAAUCUCUGAGCUUCAGGCCCAUCAGCGAGGGGAAGUUGAGCUCCUGUAUCGAAGACUUGGUAAAGUUCCUCCUCCUGGCCUGGGAGUUGCUGCACCACAUGCCAGCCGUAGAAAGAGGUCCAGCAAGCACAGGCUGAAGCCAGGCAAACUUCUUAGCCCUCUGGUUCAACAGUUUAGAAAUGUCACAACCAAAACUGGUGACUCUAGCAGAUCCAGUGCUGCUGCAGGUACGGGUGACAACACAGUUAGUUUAAAUGGGUCUCCAGCUAAAGGGUCUUUCCCCACUCACAGCAGGGCCCGGUCAUGCACCAGCCACCUUCCCAGCUCAACCUCGGAGCCUGUGCAGACUCAGCAGCCCUGCUCCCUUAAAGGCUCUUUAUCUUCUGAUAACAUUUAUGCUGGACUACACGGAGAUGGAACUGGCACACAAGUGCCACCGGGGCAAGGCUGGUCUAAUUACCCUCAACCAUCUGAGAGAGUGACCUAUAAAUCGAGUAGCAAGCCACGAGCUAGAUUUCUCAGUGGGCCUGUGUCUUUAUCUAUCUGGGCAACACUGAAGCGACUUUGUCUUGGUAAAGAGCGUGGUAGCAGGUCUGGAGCUUCAGCAGGGGCUUCCAAUCAGUCACAGCAGCUGCCUGGGGGUGUCACACCUCCUCCACAUCAGCCGGUGAUAGGAUUGGCCCAAGCUCAAGCCAAUAACAGCAACAACAAAACAGGCACAUACAGUAGCACAUCUACGAGUGCCCAUGAUAGCAACCUGCCUGAAGACUUACAACGACUAAUGGAUGACUGGGCCCAGGAGGUUCUGAUUGUCACCCACCGGCCUCGCACUAACUCUUUGAGUAUAACUCGACCCCAGCUUUGGGAUCAGGAUCCACUUCAAACAAGUGAACAGCUUGCUAGGGCUUCAGAUUUAUCGCCAUGGACAGCUUCAGGACCAGAGGCCUGUAGUCUGCCACUGUCCUGGCCUGAUGCCCCUGGGUCAACAAUGAUCGCCACCCCGCCGGCGGGGGCACAUCCCUCUUAUCAGCAUCACUCUCCUGCUCCAUUCAGGGCCUUGCCCUCACCUCUCUCUAUUAGCCAGUGGCCUGGGUUUUUCUUUCCCCUUCCUUCAGGAGUCUUUGCCUUUCCUGCUGUGGCCUCAGCUCAGGAUACCCACAGCUCCAUUCCAGCACCAUCAUAUCAGCCAACUGACCCCAAGGCGAGGACUCUCUAAUCUCUGUAGCAUUGUGUCUUCCAACUCCGUUACCAAAAAUAUAUCUCAUUAUAGUUCUAGUCAAUCUGUACAUAAUAGUGUAAAUAUAUAUAACCAGCACGUAUGUAAUCAUAUGUACAUACUCAUCCUUAGUCUUUUUGUUAUUUGUUUCAUUUUGCAUCAACAUACCUCAUGUCCGUAUUACAAUGCAUAAUCCUUGAGUGCAGUCCACUUGUAAUUAGCUGAAUCGUGCAUUAAAGUGCAGAUUUCGUUUUCAUUUUUUUCUGUAUGUGCAUUGAAUGUACAUACUGUAUUUCUCAUUCAUAUUGUGUUUUCACUUAAACAGCUGAUGUUUGUGUUGCUCAUCUCACUCAUAUAUAUAUAAGCUGCCGAGUGUAUAUAUGAAUUAUCGUCAGUCUGUAAAUAGCUCCUGUGUUUGUACAGUUACCAUUAGAUAAUCUGUAGGUUGGUGCUGCAGUUAUGUGUCUUAAUGCAACACCUUAUUUGCCACCAUCAUGCCAUCACUGUGAAGACUUGACAUCCUGGUCACUAAGGCCAGUCGCUUUACUCUCUCUCAGUCCAAGGAUAGGUUUCAUUCUUCAUCGAUGAAAUGCUUCCAGCACAAGCGCUUGAAAUAUCCUUAAGAGAUUUGAAUGAACUUGAACUUUAUCUUCAGGUGGGAAAAAAACACCUGUGAGAGUGCCUUGAAAUGCAGUUUCCGUUUUUUGAAGAAAAGCUUUUAGAUUCAAAGCAUACUCUAGAUAUUCUAUAUAAGCUUUCACCUUCACAGGUAAAUUAUGUGAUUUGAAUAAUGAAUGUGGAUUAAAACAUGUUUAAUUUAGCAACAAAACACAGCUAAACACUACAAUCCGGUGUUGCAGUACAUUAAAUAUCAGAGAUUGUAAAAAGAUUAAUGAAUAUCCAAAGCUGAAUUAGGCUAGCAUAUACUUGUUGUAAGUUUCCUUGUUCACUGAAGUUAUGUUCUUGCGGGAUUGCUUUAGCACCUGCACAGCAGCCUGCAUGACCACACGGAUGUUCUCUGAAUCCCCACUGAGUGGUGUUCUGUGUUUAGAGUGGAUGUUGUUCAGAGAAAGUAAUUGAAAUCAUACAUAAGGAGGGCUGAAGGACUCAACACACGAGUCAAAAUCAUAAUCAUCCCAUACCUCUACUAAUGCAAUCUGUAGCUUUACAUAUUGUUGCCUUGUGGUUUUUAAGAGAUUACUGCGUGGAUGGUUGUCGUUUGAUAAAUGCUGUUGAUGUGAUAAUAUUAGGGGGGCACAUGACGAAUGUGAAUUACCGAGAAGCCACAACUGUUUGAUGUUUGCGUAAUAGGCAUAGGUUUUCAAAAUUGUAUUUAUUAGAUACUGGCCUUUUAGCUCAUGCUUAUAUGUAUUAAGGCUAAAAUGAUUCAAGGAUUUCCAAAAAAUAUAGUGCUUUCACUAUUUUAGUCAAAAACGAUACUUUAAUACAUCUCUUGCAUAAAUCAUUUACUCCCUUCCAAGAGUUCUGGGGUUGCAUAAGUCAUUUUGUGUACUUUUGAGUGCAAAUGGCACAGUCAUCUUAAGAAAACACUUGCUUUUAUAAAUGUGGUCCCUUGUUUCAGUAUGGUAAGCCAAGCAGUUCUGUAAAGGCACGAUAAACACUUUUGGGGAACCAAAACAGAAAUCUUCCAUAUUUGCAGAAUUACAGGACGCUAAAUUUCCCAUAAUGCAACACACUAGCAUCUUUACAUCAUCAGGGUUGUUAUCUUUCAACCUUUAAAAAAAUUAUUUUCAAAUUCACAAAACACAUUACGCAGACUGAGUAUAACACAUCAUAAACAGAACCUUAAAUGUAAAAUCAUUGGCAUGACCCUUUAAAAUUGUUUCACUUUUGCACAUUAAGAGAGUAAUUUAAAAUGGAUUAUUUGUCUAUAAGGUAGAUCUUUAAUAAUGACCUAGAUAAUUUUUUUUAAUCUCCUAUGCAGUAGUUUUCUUUGUGCUUUCCACUGUAACUUCUGUCUUUAAAUCUAAUGCUUGCAAUGACAGCUAGAUGUAUGAUUGCUUUUGCCUGCUAUAUCACCUGUUUUCCCAGCAGUUUCCUGACCUUGUCAGAUUGAUACCUUCUAAAAAAAAAAGCUGUACAUACUUGAAGACAUAAAUAAAUUCAUUUUUGCUUGAC